AUGACGUCAAGGCGAAGCAGCCAGCAGUAUGUGGUCCCCCAUAGCUGCGUGCUCGCCGUCGCUUUCUUACUACAGCUCCUCUCCCCGUUGCGCGCAUCAGCGUCCCCUCCCAGGCCGUUCUUGGAUUUCACAUUCUCGGAGGCACAGUGUGGCACCUGGGCGGCUGACUAUUCCGCCCUGCACUCCCGCAUUCGCCAAGCUGCCCGCGCCCACGCCAGCACCCUGGCUCAGACUGCUGCUGCUGCUGCUGUUGCUGCUGCUUCUGCAUUACCACUGCCGCCGAUGCCACCACCGGACCCAUCCAUCCGCUUUCUCACAUACGAAUGGCUCGACUCCCCAGGAGGGUUAGGGGACUAUCUCACAGGGCUGGCCACCAGCUUUGCAUGCGCCAUGCUCACAAACCGGGCCUUCAUUGUACGGCACUCCCUCCUGCCGCUUGCAUUCGAGCCGAAUCUCGUUGAUUGGUCCUUCUCAUCGGAGGUUCCUGUGGAGCCGGCUCGAGUGAUGACAGUUGAGCAGGUGAUGAGGGGAUUGGGCGAGAAAGGUGGAGGAGGAGGAGGAGGAGGAGGAGGAGGAGGAGGAGGAGGAGGAGGAGGAGGAGGAGGAGGAGGAGGAGGAGGGGUGGUACAGGAUGGGGAGGUUGUUGUUUUGGACCUGAGGAAUCAGUUUGUCGAGGCCGAUACUUUCUUUGCACAGCUGGAUAAGGCGAUGAACGUGCGCUUGACAUGGAACCGAGGGCUGCUUACCUACUGGCUCGUGCAGGCGGAGGGCAACAAGUGGGGUGAGAGGCUCAGAGACAUGGGCGUGCGACCUCCCUACAGCUUUGGCUGCAUCCUCCGCUAUCUUCUCAAAGGCUCGAGGCAUGGUGGAUGCCCCCCCCUAUCAUCGUUAAAUGGCUCGUCAUCAGCAGCUCUAACGAUCUUAAGACAGCUUUGCGUCUCAAGUACCCUGACAAGGUGUGUGUCUCCUUCUCGAGCCGAUUAUGCACCCUGCUCUCGAUAA
Molecule: messenger RNA, 1002 nt
Organism: Closterium sp. Naga37s-1
Lineage: Eukaryota; Viridiplantae; Streptophyta; Zygnematophyceae; Desmidiales; Closteriaceae
Source: the annotation of a GenBank genome assembly